Penaeus monodon (black tiger shrimp) is the source of this 1148-nucleotide messenger RNA. Its product is annotated as acyl-CoA:lysophosphatidylglycerol acyltransferase 1-like. The record is from RefSeq and is a predicted model, not a curated record. Gene Ontology annotation, molecular function: acyltransferase activity. Lineage: Eukaryota; Metazoa; Arthropoda; Malacostraca; Decapoda; Penaeidae. Gene Ontology annotation, cellular component: endomembrane system.
GUUAUACAUCGGGCUGAAAGCAGCGUUCCGGAUAUUUAUUUGUACCCUGAAUAACUUCUACUGCAUCCCGGUUCAUAUGUGUUGGGUCCUUUUGCUCCAACCGAUAAAAUGGGCCUCAGAAGUGACAUACUGGUUCCUGGAGGGCAUUAUGUUCCGUUGGCUGUUGUCCAUGGUGGCAUUGUGGUCCUACAGUGCUGGGUACAAUGUUGUAGAAGUUGGUGAUGAUGUGUGGGAUUUGAUAGAAGAACGGACACUGGUGCUGUUCAACCAUCAGUCCACUUCUGAUGUGCCGCUCAUCAUGGCCGCCUUCAACUCCCGCCCCAAUCUGUCCAACAACAUCAUGUGGAUCAUGGAUCAUGUGUUCAAGCUGACCAAUUUUGGUAUCGUGUCAUGGGCUCAUGGGGACUUCUUCAUACAUGGGGGCAAACAUCACAGAGAAGCAUCACUGCUUGAACUGGGAUCACACUUACAGAAGUUCUAUAUCCCACGAAAGCGAAAGUGGCUGGUACUCUUCCCAGAAGGUGGAUUCCUCAAAAACCGAAAGGCAUCCAGCCAAAGUUAUGCCAAGAAAAAUAACCUUCCAGUGUUGGAAAAUGUUGCUUUACCUCGUGUUGGUGCCCUCAAAGUCAUAGUUGAUAAUGCAGCAGCAGAGCAGCAUACUGAUGAUACUGAUAAGAUCAAGUAUCUACUAGAUGUCACUAUAGCAUACCCAGGUGGACGACCACUGGACCUACCAACCAUUUUUGGAGGCUGGAGACCAGCGUGUGAUACAAUCUUCCAUUAUCGCAGAUAUAAUAUUGAAGAGAUUCCAAAAGAUGAGGAAACGUUGACUAAGUGGCUGUAUGCUCGUUAUGAAGAGAAGGAAGCUAUUCUCCAGGAAUAUUAUGAUACUGGCAUCUUCCCAGAUACUUGCACUACACAUGAUCCCAAGUUUGAAACAGUAGAGACACGCAGACUAACGGGGCAGAGAGUAGUUCAUGAUACUCUGGAAUUUAUCCUGCGUCAUAUUUUCUAUAUUGUUUCCACGUGGAUUUGGCUGUCAUUUUUGUACUGGGUGUUCACUUCAAUAUGCCAGUUGAUAUGGUGAUUCGGCUCUGGUGGGGAGAACGUACCUUGCGCUGUACGGGAAAAUGUGUAAUGACAGGUUC